Molecule: messenger RNA, 360 nt
Organism: Drepanopeziza brunnea f. sp. 'multigermtubi' MB_m1
Lineage: Eukaryota; Fungi; Ascomycota; Leotiomycetes; Helotiales; Drepanopezizaceae
Source: RefSeq, a predicted model, not a curated record
AUGGAACGGCAGUCUGCACAAAACUCCGCGGGUAUCCAGACCCUGCUUGAUGCUGAGAGGGAGGCGCAGAAGAUUGUUCAAAGAGACCGCACGAAGCGCGUAAAGGAGGCCAGAGACGAGGCGAAGAAGGAAAUUGAUUCGUACAAGAAGACCAAGGAGAAUGAGUUCAAGACCUUCGAGUCUGAGCACACAAGCGGCAACAAGAAGGCAGAGGAGGACGCAGGCAAGGACGCCGAGACGAAGAUAAAGGAAAUCAAGGGCGCGGGCCAGAAGGGCCAGGAUGCUGUUAUCAAGGAUCUGUUGAAGGCGGUCUUUGAUGUCAAGCCUGUGGCUCCUGAGCGGAUCGAGGUACCGAAAUAG